Molecule: messenger RNA, 1079 nt
Organism: Prosopis cineraria
Lineage: Eukaryota; Viridiplantae; Streptophyta; Magnoliopsida; Fabales; Fabaceae
Product: protein SPEAR1
Exons: 5
Coding region: 241-813 (190 amino acids)
Molecular function (GO): DNA-binding transcription factor activity
Source: RefSeq, a predicted model, not a curated record
GCCAAACAGCCUUAAAAAGGAAUUUCAAGAUCUCCGACUUCCCAGCAAAUCUGCUUCCAAAAACCUCAAGCUCAGCCAGCCAGCUUUCUUCUAUAUAUAUAUAUAUAUAUGUCCUCUCCCCUUCUAUAUCUCUGAGAUCUCUCUCUCCCCCCCCCCCUCUCUCUCUCUCUAUAUAUAUAUAUAUUUAUAUAUGAGUCUUUCUCAAUUCUCACAUCAGAUUAUCUCAUCAGAAGCAUAACUAUGGGAAGUAGCUAUUUUGGAGACCCAAAUAACAACAUGAUGAGAAAUGAAAGAGCAAAUGGGAUAUCUUCUUCUUCAUCAUCCAGAAAAGGGAAGAAGAACAGUUCAGAUAAGCCAAAGCAGCCACAGAGAGGUCUUGGAGUUGCUCAGUUGGAGAAAAUCAGACUACAUGGCCAAAUUGCUUGUGCUUAUCCUCCUCCUCAUUUUCAUUCUCCUUAUAAUAGCGUCCCUUCUUCCUCCUUCACCCAUGAAGAUCCAACACUUCAAACGGCUUAUUCAUCACUUCCAUCUUCAUCUUCAUCAUACGCUGCUUCAUAUGGCUUCCAUCCCAACGUUGUGAUGGGAGUGCCUGAAUUUGAAAGAACAAACGUCAGAUACGAUUCUCAGCCAAGAUCAUGGGACCAUUCCAACCCAGUGUCAAAGACUCAACCUCUAGCUCAAUCCAACGUAACUAGACCCUUUCUUAACCUAUAUGAUUCACAUCAUCGUAGUGGAUCUGUGAGGUCGAGCAGUCAGAAUUCUGAAUCAAGUGACAACCAAGAACUAGAUUUGGAGCUGAGAUUAUCUAUUUAAUUAAUCGGAAAUAUAAUUUCCAUUGCCACUAGAAAUUGAAGAAAUUAUCGUGAGAAUUAAUGUACUAAUAGCUUUCAUUUACAAAUUAAUUAGAGUAUUAUUGUAGAAGUACAAAGGAUGAGCAAGCCAUCAGAGCGAUUGUGCAUGUUGCCUUGUUUGUCUUAAUUAAUCAAGUUUUAUUUUGAUAUCUUGUAAUAUUGAUUAUAUAAACAAAAUAGACUUUUUGGCUAAAACAAUAUGGCCGAAAGGUUUUCUCAAAGAAAUUA